Messenger RNA from Entamoeba nuttalli P19, 429 nucleotides. Its product is annotated as deoxyuridine 5'-triphosphate nucleotidohydrolase, putative. Lineage: Eukaryota; Evosea; Mastigamoebida; Endamoebidae. The transcript has a single exon. Gene Ontology annotation, biological process: dUMP biosynthetic process; dUTP catabolic process. The record is from RefSeq and is a predicted model, not a curated record. Bases 1 to 429 code for a protein of 142 amino acids. Gene Ontology annotation, molecular function: magnesium ion binding; dUTP diphosphatase activity.
AUGGAUGAAGUGUUGUUAGUAAAGAAAUUAGUUGAAGACGCCAUUGUUCCAACAAGAGGGUCAAAGUGUGCUGCAGGAAUUGAUUUAUACUCUAAUACAAAUUUUAUAAUUCAACCUCAUGAAAGGUUUUUAGUUUCAACGGGAAUCUCAAUUCAAAUACCACACCAGUGUUAUGGGAGAAUAGCUCCACGAUCAUCACUAGCACUCAAAUAUGGAAUUGAUGUUGGUGCUGGUGUUAUUGAUGAAGACUAUAGAGGUGAAAUAAAAGUAAUUCUGUUUAAUCACUCAAAUGAAAUAUUUAAUGGUAGAAGAGGUGAUAGAAUAGCACAACUCAUUAUUGAAAGAAUUUCAUAUUGUAGAAUUUCAGAAGUAAAAGAAUUAAACAAAACUGAUAGAGGAACAAAUGGUUUUGGUUCUACAGGUAAAUAA